UUGUAUUGACUUAUUAAGUUAUUGGUUAUAAUAUCUUAUUAAUAAUUUAUUAUAAGAAGUGAUUGAUCCUUCAAGUGACGAAAUGAGGUACCUCUUGCUGAAAGUAGUUUCGGGAUCGGCUAUAGCUGCUGUGUUGUCAGUUGCCCUCUUCUACACCAUCAUCCUGCAAGAAGGCGAGACCCUGAGCAUCGGAUGGUUCUUGGGAGCCGCUUCUCCUUUCCUGUGGAUAGGCCUAGGAAUCGGGUUGACGGUGUCCCUGUCAGUCGUUGGAGCUGGGAUCGGGAUAUACACUACCGGAGUGAGUAUCGUCGGGGCUGGAGUCAAAGCCCCGCGCAUAAAGACCAAGAACCUGAUCUCGAUAAUAUUCUGCGAAGCUGUCGCCAUCUACGGGCUGAUCACGGCGAUAGUGCUCUCGGGGGCGGUGGAGCCGUUCACCUCCUCGAAGGUGAUCGGGGACCAGGCGCUGUACGAAGCCAACUGGUACUCGGGGUACCUCACCUUCGGCGCCGGGAUGACCGUCGGCCUGGUCAACCUCUCCUGCGGCGUCGCAGUCGGCAUCGUCGGGUCUGGUGCGGCCCUGGCGGACGCAGCCAACCCGGUGCUCUUCGUCAAAAUACUAAUUAUUGAGAUUUUCGGGAGUGCGAUCGGCUUGUUCGGGUUGAUCGUUGGCAUAUACAUGAUAUCUGAAGUUAAGAUGGGUGAUAAGAUUAAUUAAGUUUUAAUUUAACUGUUAAGGUUAUAUUAUUUAACUCAUAUUUAAUGUAAUUAUUUUAACGUAAUAAAACUUGUAACAAGUGAGUUUUUUUUAGUUUUAUUUAGUGAAUGGAGAGUAACACUUUUCAGGAACGAUUUUUAAUUUUUAUUUUUUUAAGGACAUUCCACAAUACCGAAUUUAAGGUUCUGACAAUUAUCUUCUC
Nezara viridula (southern green stink bug) is the source of this 917-nucleotide messenger RNA. The record is from the annotation of a GenBank genome assembly. Lineage: Eukaryota; Metazoa; Arthropoda; Insecta; Hemiptera; Pentatomidae.